Xenopus laevis (African clawed frog) is the source of this 2998-nucleotide messenger RNA. It is a transcript of the gene gja10.L, whose product is annotated as gap junction protein alpha 10 L homeolog. Gene Ontology annotation, molecular function: gap junction channel activity. Gene Ontology annotation, biological process: cell-cell signaling; transmembrane transport; cell communication. Gene Ontology annotation, cellular component: gap junction; connexin complex; plasma membrane. NCBI's taxonomy places the organism in Eukaryota, Metazoa, Chordata, Amphibia, Anura, Pipidae. The transcript has 2 exons. The record is from RefSeq and is a predicted model, not a curated record. Bases 668 to 2284 code for a protein of 538 amino acids.
AAAUGCCUGGAACAAGUAAUCGAAUAUGUACUUGGAAGAAGCUGGACAGUGAUGUUCCACAGUCUGUCUGAGACAGUAUUGAACUUUAUACAAAAGGCUUAUAGCAAUAUUUAUAAAAAGUGAAUCCAAUAUUAGGAAUGCACCGUGGAGUACCAUGUGACCCGAUGAGCUGCCUCUGCUGUCAGCACUGCUCUACAUAACACAUGGUGCAGCCAAGCACAAAAUCGGACAUGUCCCAUUGAUUUCUUUUUAUUCACAUAGCUAACAAAAGCUCCUAGCAAACCCAGACAGAAUACAUGACAUUUUAUUCACUGACUGCCAGGAUAAGGACUUGAUAGGAGAAAUCAAAUUCUGGAUGAAGUUGAGUUAAAAUAUAAUUACCUGGGAGCAAGCAGAAGAAGGGUGUCUUAAAUUUAUUUUGGUAGAGGUUAUCCACUCACAGGAUUGGACACAUUAUUCGUUGCCCUAAGGCAAUAUUCUACAGCCUCAGAAUUGUUUUUUUAAUUGUGGUCCAUCAGUGCCAGUUCCACACAACUAUGAAUUAUUUUUUCCAAGCGUUUUUUUGUACCGGGACCUGGAUUUAUUUAAUAGACUGAAUGAGCCUCCAUAUAUAUCAGAGAUGUGCCACUGACACUGGACUCUAUCUGUAUGACAUGACAGUGUGAAUAUGGGGGACUGGAAUUUGCUGGGAAGCAUAUUGGAAGAGGUGCACAUCCAUUCCACUAUUGUGGGAAAGAUCUGGCUGACAAUUCUUUUUGUAUUCCGGAUGCUUGUCCUUGGAGUGGCUGCUGAAGAUGUUUGGGAUGAUGAACAAGAUGAAUUUAUUUGUAAUACUGAGCAACCAGGCUGCAGGAAUGUUUGUUAUGACCAAGCAUUCCCCAUCUCACUCAUCAGGUACUGGGUAUUGCAAAUAAUAUUUGUCUCUUCUCCAUCCCUUGUUUACAUGGGCCAUGCACUGUACAGACUGAGGGCUCUGGAAAAGGAGAGGCAAAAGAAGAAAGCCCAACUUAGAGCAGAGCUGGAGGAACUUGAUACAGUUAUCGAUGAGCACAGGAAACUGGAGAGGGAACUUCGGAAAUUAGAGGAACAAAGGAAAGUGAACAAGGCUCCAUUGAGGGGAUCCUUAUUACGCACAUAUGUGCUGCAUAUACUGACAAGGUCAGUAGUGGAAGUGGGCUUUAUGAUAGGGCAGUACCUGCUGUAUGGAUUUGAUCUCGACCCCUUGUAUAAAUGCUCACGGUUCCCUUGCCCUAAUAUAGUGGACUGCUUUGUCUCAAGACCAACAGAAAAGACAAUAUUUAUGGUGUUUAUGAACAGUAUAGCAGCAGUGUCAUUGUUCCUGAAUGUUUUAGAAAUCUUCCAUUUAGGUAUCAGAAAAAUAAAGCAGGGGCUUUAUGGUAAACACAGUCCUGAGACAACUGAGGAUGAAAUAAGCAGUUGCAAGUCCAAGAAGAAUUCUGUGCAACAUGUUUGUAUGAUGAGCAAUUCCUCUCCAAGUAAGAUCAUCCCCUUGUCUUCCAGUAGCUACAAACUGCUGUCCGAUCAACAAAUGGAUCCAGCAGGACUGCCAGCUUACCUGCCCCCAUCCCAGGACUUUAAGGAAGCACAAAUGAUGAGUGACCAAAAUCAUUAUGGGAAAGUUCUUGCCCUUGACAAGCACAGGAAAACUUCAGACCAUAUUAGCAUUGAGCAACAGCGUGUCGGCCAUUGCAAGCAAAUCCCCCAUUCUGCAGAGUCCCACAGAAUUCCCAAUCACACUGACCAGUACCAUGGGCACAUUGCACAUAGACUACCCACAGUUCAGCCUACGCCUGCCCUCCAGAAGCGCAAUCUCUCCUCCAGCAGUGAAGAUUCCCAAAAGAAAUCUAAACACAACAAUGGUUUGGGCUCCAAAAGCUGCCUCAAAAGCCAGCAUUCCCUAGAUCAGCCCAGGCACAAUGCUGUGCACCCACUAAGGUCAUGUCUUCACUCCAGCCACAUGGAACUGCACUCUGCACUGCGCAAGUACAGCCGGGUUGGCAGCUGCAAGGACUUUGCUGAGGAUCGCAGUGAUUCUGCUGACAGUGGACAUAGAAAAGUGAGUUCUACAUCCAGAGGAUUAUCCGAGAGCAGACUGAUCAGUGACACUGAGAGUUUGGACUCUAGAAAUGGCUCUGGCUCUGAAUCUAGAAGGAGAGACGACAGUCCAAGCAUCACUCCACCACCACCAUCUGGUCGCAGGAUGUCAAUGGCAAGUAAAGCAGCCAGCCCUGGGCUAAUACUGCCCAGUGGUUCUUACUCUUAAUCUAGGCACCCUCAAUAUCAUUAUUACAUAUUACAAACAGUGAACAAAAAUCCCUUUAUAAAAAGGUCAUAGAGUUCAAAGCAUCAUGUUGAUUUUUCAAAUGUCUCCUGGGUUUGACAGAUACUGCUGGUGACAGAUGGCCUACACUUGCUGAAUGAGACAUUUCUGAGUGGAGUCUACCUGUCAUUAUGUGUGUCUGCCAUGAGCAUAGCACUUACCAUACUAUCAAUGGGAAGCAGUAACACACAGUUUUGGGAUGGGCAUUUUGACUGUGCUGUUUGCUAAUGUUUUUGCCACAGGCUUUAGAAUGCUACAGUAUAAUAUAUCCCAUAUCUGUACUUAUUUACAAUUCAAUGCACUGUAACAAUAGACAGCAAUAUAUAGUUUGAGGUAUCAUGGCGCUAUUAAUGAACCCAUAAAACAGCACUCUUAAAGGAGAACUAAACCCCCUUUCUCAUAAAAAACCCUACCCUCCAUAGUCCCUGCUCCCUCCUGCACAGGAGUUAACACAAUAAAUACCCCUAAAAUUGUAAUUACCCCUUGUUGCAGAGUCAGCACACGGGGGCCAUCAUUAGUCACUUCGUUAAUCUCUGUAAGGAAGCUCCGUAUUGGCGCAUGCAGCAUUUUCCCAGUUCGCUACAACUGCGCAUGCCCCGAAAGUGACAAAAAUUACCGAAGCGCCAGAAGACCUGAAGAUUAUCGAAUCGGCUAAAA